AUGGCAUCUAUCCAGCCACUCGUUCUACACGCCCACGCGACCGGCCCCAACCCCUACAAGAUCGCAGCAGCACUCGAGUUUCUCUCGGUGCCGUACACGGUCAAGAUGUGGGAGUUCGGAGACGAUCCAGAGAAGGGUGUCAAGGGGGCCAAGUUCCUCCAGCUCAAUGAGAACGGUCGUGUGCCCGCUCUUGAGGAUCCCAACACAGGCGUCGUGAGUUGGGAAUCCGGCGCGUGCAUGAACUACAUUAGGCGUGUGUACGACAAGGACGAAAAAGUGCUGGGGCCUCGGGGCAAGAGCGAGCAGGACAGAGUCGACUUUGAGAAGUGGGAGUACUUUCUGUUGACCACUUUGGGCCCGAUGAUGGGCCAGAACAAUUGGUACAGGCAUUACAAUGCAACAAAGAACGAGGACGCGCUGAAUCGAUACGUCGAACAGUGCAACCGCUGCUACGGAGUUCUCGAGGGCCAGCUGAAGAAGACGGGUGGUGAGAGUAUCCUUCCCGGGGGCGUAACGGCGGUCGACCUUCACUUUGAAGCAUGGGUCAGACAGCACGGCUUUGCUCAGUUGUCGCUGGACCCGUUCCCAAGCGUUGAAAAGUGGCUGGCAAAGAUGGUGUCGCUGCCCGAAAUCCAGAGAGCGUAUAAGAAGCUGAAGGAGGCACCAGCACCUUGA
Neoarthrinium moseri is the source of this 675-nucleotide messenger RNA. RefSeq lists its product as uncharacterized. Bases 1 to 675 code for a protein of 224 amino acids. The transcript is spliced from 2 exons. NCBI's taxonomy places the organism in Eukaryota, Fungi, Ascomycota, Sordariomycetes, Amphisphaeriales, Apiosporaceae. The record is from RefSeq and is a predicted model, not a curated record.